AUACCUCGGGGACGGGUAGGAACGCAGAUUGACAGGGACGCAGAGGCCUGAGCGAGGCGGAAAAACCUCACCCGGGCUAGGGGGUAGACCCAAACGGCUAGUGCGUCACUUCCGCUGGGGGCGGGGCGGGGUUGAGUGGGUGGUGACCCAGCUGCUGCGCUACUGUUUGUGUUGGAAGCUCAGCCGAUGCAGGCCGGUAGGAGUGGACGUCAAUGCGGGGAACGAGUGAGUCGCCGCUGCAGCCCUUGUGACUGCGGCCUGCAUCCCGGUAAGACCAUGAAUUGGCAUUUCUUAAAUGAAGCACUCAAGAAGUGAGAGAAUGUCAUAGAAAACAAAUGAUUUUUAAGUUAUGUCUAUUAAUCUGACUGUAGAUAUAUAUAUUUACCUCCUUAGUAAUGCAAGAAGUGUUUGUGGGAAGCAGAGAAGCAAGCAACUACAUUUCUUGUUCUCACCUAAGCAUUGCUGGAGGAUAAGCCACAUCAGUCUACAAAGAGGUUUUCAGACAAACAUAAUAAGAUGUAAAUGGACCAAAAGUGAAGCACAUUCUUGCAGUAAGCACUGUUACUCUCCAAGCAACCAUGGUUUACAUAUUGGAAUUUUGAAACUUAGCACUUCUGCUCCCAAGGGACUUACAAAAGUGAACAUUUGUAUGUCCCGUAUUAAAAGUACUUUGAACUCUGUUUCAAAGGCUAUUUUUGGCAAUCGAAAUGAAAUGAUUGCACGUUUAGCUCAAUUUAAGCCAAGUUCCCAAAUAUUAAGAAAAGUAUCAGAUAGUGGCUGGUUAGAACAGAAAAACAUUAAACAAGCCAUCAAAUCUCUGAAAAAAUAUAGUGACAAAUCAGCAGAAAAGAGUGCUUUUCCAGAAGACAAAAGUCACAUUAUAGACAAAGAAGAAAAUAGAGGUAAACGCAGUCUUUUUCAUUACACAAAUAUUAUAACCACAAAAUUUGGAGAGUCAUUCUACUUUUUAUCAAAUCAUAUUAACUCAUACUUCAAACAUAAGGAAAAAAUGUCUCAAGAAAAGGAAAAUGAACAUUUCCAGGACAAAUCAAAACUUGAAGAUAAAAAGGUAGAAGAAGGGAAAUUAAGUUCUCCAGAUCCUAGCAUCCUGGCUUACAAGCCAGGCUCAGAAUCUUUAGAUACUGUGGACAAGCCUACAAGUCCUUCUACAAUACCUGAUGUUCUUCCAAUUUCAACUAAACAAAGUAUUGCUAACUUACUUUCUCGUCCCACGGAAGGUGUACAAGCUUUAGUAGGUGGUUAUAUUGGUGGACUUGUCCCCAAAUUAAAGUAUGAUUCUAAGAGUCAGUCAGAAGAACAGGAAGAGCCUGCUAAAACUGAUCAGGCUGUGAGCAGAGACAGAAAUGCAGAGGAGAAAAAGCGUUUAUCUCUUCAGCGAGAAAAGAUUAUCGCAAGGGUGAGUAUUGAUAACAGGACCCGGGCAUUAGUUCAGGCAUUAAGAAGAACAACUGACCCAAAACUCUGCAUUACUAGGGUUGAAGAACUGACUUUUCAUCUUCUAGAAUUUCCUGAAGGAAAAGGAGUGGCUGUCAAGGAAAGAAUUAUUCCAUAUUUAUUACGACUGAGACAAACUAAGGAUGAAACUCUUCAGGCUGCAGUUAGAGAAAUUUUGGCCCUAAUUGGCUACGUGGAUCCAGUGAAAGGGAGAGGAAUCCGAAUUCUCUCAAUUGAUGGUGGAGGAACAAGGGGCGUGGUUGCUCUCCAGACCCUACGAAAAUUAGUUGAACUUACUCAGAAGCCAGUUCAUCAGCUCUUUGAUUACAUUUGUGGUGUAAGCACAGGUGCCAUAUUAGCUUUCAUGUUGGGGUUGUUUCAUAUGCCCUUGGAUGAAUGUGAGGAACUUUAUCGAAAAUUAGGAUCAGAUGUAUUUUCACAAAAUGUCAUUGUUGGAACAGUCAAAAUGAGUUGGAGCCAUGCAUUUUAUGACAGUCAAACAUGGGAAAACAUUCUUAGGGAUAGAAUGGGAUCUGCACUGAUGAUUGAAACAGCAAGAAACCCCACAUGUCCCAAGGUAGCUGCUGUAAGUACCAUAGUAAAUAGAGGGAUAACACCCAAAGCUUUUGUGUUCAGAAACUAUGGUCAUUUUCCUGGAAACAACUCUCAUUAUUUGGGAGGCUGUCAGUAUAAAAUGUGGCAGGCCAUUAGAGCCUCAUCUGCUGCUCCAGGCUACUUUGCAGAAUAUGCAUUGGGAAAUGAUCUUCAUCAAGAUGGAGGUUUGCUUCUGAAUAACCCUUCGGCUUUAGCUAUGCAUGAGUGUAAAUGUCUUUGGCCAGAUGUCCCGUUAGAGUGCAUAGUAUCCCUGGGCACCGGACGUUAUGAGAGUGAUGUGAGAAACACGGUAACACACACAAGCCUGAAAACCAAACUUUCUAAUGUUAUCAACAGUGCUACAGAUACAGAAGAAGUCCAUAUAAUGCUUGAUGGCCUGUUACCUCCUGACACCUAUUUUAGAUUCAAUCCUGUAAUGUGUGAAAACAUACCUCUAGAUGAAAGUCGAAAUGAAAAGCUGGAUCAGCUGCAGUUGGAAGGGUUGAAAUACAUAGAGAGAAAUGAACAAAAAAUGAAAAAAGUUGCAAAAAUAUUAAGUCAAGAAAAAACAACUCUGCAGAAAAUUAAUGAUUGGAUAAAAUUAAAAACUGAUAUGUAUGAAGGCCUUCCAUUCUUUUCAAAAUUGUGAUGAGUAUCUGCAUAUGGUCUCAUAAAUAAAGCCCUGUUCAGAAGAUCCACCACUUUCAAUAAGGAAUUGUGGGAUUCGACAUGAGUUAACUUUGAAAUACUUAUGAAUUCUGGAGAAUCCUGAAAAAGAUGGUGCUUCGACCAGCUUGCACAGCAUAGAGAAUAUUCUUGGUUACAGAAUUCAUGUGGGAACUAGGCUUUUAAGAUGUUAAUAAUUAACUAAGCUUUAGUAACCUUACUGUGCUAGUUGGUUUUAGUAGAUAUGGGUGUUACAUUGUUUGAUGUUUGAAAAUUUAUUAAUAUAUAUGCCGAACAAGAAACCGAAAGCUAUAUUGUACUUUGUGUUUUUACUUUAGUCCUCAUAAUCAUGUUAAAUUUAUGUGAUCAUUGAUUUUAUUUCAUAUGGAAAAGCUAAUUUCUUCUUAAAUUUACGUUACCUAAUCUCACUAGCUACGUUCUCCAAUCCACACUGCCUUUAUUGUAAUAUCGUCUAAAUAGAUGCAGAAAAUGGAAUUUUCUCUAUUAAAGUAUUUUACAUUUGAAAUAUGAAAGAACCAGAUACAGUUUUCUAUUCAAAUAUGUUUAUUUUAACAUUGGUUAAAAAAAGUGAAGUUCCAGUCAACCACUUUUUAACCCCUAAAAUUUCAAGAUAAUGCUGUAUUAACUUUUCCAGAUCUAACACUAGCUUAUUCUUCCCUGUUAUAAAAUGGUUUGAACUUACUGAGAAAAUAUUCCUAUCAUUAACAAAAAUAAACUAUUUAA
Piliocolobus tephrosceles (Ugandan red Colobus) is the source of this 3459-nucleotide messenger RNA. RefSeq names its product patatin like domain 8, phospholipase A2 (gene PNPLA8). The coding region runs from base 350 to 2698 and encodes 782 amino acids. The transcript has 10 exons. The record is from RefSeq and is a predicted model, not a curated record. Gene Ontology annotation, biological process: arachidonate metabolic process. NCBI's taxonomy places the organism in Eukaryota, Metazoa, Chordata, Mammalia, Primates, Cercopithecidae. Gene Ontology annotation, cellular component: membrane.